Paraglomus brasilianum is the source of this 552-nucleotide messenger RNA. NCBI's taxonomy places the organism in Eukaryota, Fungi, Glomeromycota, Glomeromycetes, Paraglomerales, Paraglomeraceae. The record is from the annotation of a GenBank genome assembly.
AUGUUCUUGUCUGCUCCUCACCCCCUUGUCGAAUCUAAGAAGGAUGAGAACUUCAUGUUACAAAGAGUAGAUUCUGAGUUGGGGAAAUUCAUCCAACCAACUCCGAACGAGAUUACUGGUCGCGAGGUCUGGCGUGAUAGCGAGGAGGAAGAUAAUGAUUAUUUCUCCUUAGUGGUUGAUCGUUUCACUAGUGGGGGCGCUUCAGUAACAUCCGGACUUGGGUUUUUAAGAUUAGAAGAUUGUGAGAAGAGUUUUGAUCAAUACUCAUCCGGACAUGAGAAGAAGCACGACGAUGUCGUUGAUGAGGAUUGUUUGUUCCUUGAGGAUUUGAUAUCGCCGCCUUCUCCAUUGACCUCAUCAUCUUCAUCUACUUCAUUUGACGACUCGGAUGGAGAAGAAUUCUCGCUGAACAUUGAACAAGUAAAGGACCGUUCCAGAAACGACCUUGCUUAUUAUAUGUCUCAAUUCGUUAGUAGUAAGGAUACGCAUAUUGGACAGAAGACAAUUACUAAUAUCUAUGACGUUAACUUUGGGACUUUCGAAGUCAAUUAA